Molecule: messenger RNA, 717 nt
Organism: Triticum dicoccoides
Lineage: Eukaryota; Viridiplantae; Streptophyta; Magnoliopsida; Poales; Poaceae
Exons: 2
Coding region: 1-717 (238 amino acids)
Molecular function (GO): protein binding
Source: RefSeq, a predicted model, not a curated record
AUGCCGCUGCCGGACGAGCUCCUCGAGGAGGUCUUCUUCCGCCUCCCCCCGGACGAGCCCGAGCACCUCGCGCGCGCCUCCCUCGUCAGCAAGGUCUGGCUCGCCCUCCUCUCCGACCCUCGCUUCCGCGACUUCCAUGGAGCUCCCCCAGUGCUGGGCUUCCUUUGUUCCUGGCGCCCCAACUCCGUCCAUGAGGUGGAGGAUAACAUCCCGCACUUCUUCCCCACCACCAAAUUCCCUGGGCGCAUUCCCGACGACGACUGGGGGUACUUCCGCUACGCUGCGUGGGACUGCCGCCAUGGCCGCGUUCUCCUCGGGGAUAUGGAUUACGAACCCGUUGCGCUCGUCGUUUGGGACCCCAUGACUGGCUGCCGGAGGGAGCUGGACCCACCUGACCAGUUGGGCACCAGCUAUGGGGCAGCGGUGCUCUGCGCCGUCGCCGGCUGUGACCACCGUGCGUGCCACGCAGGCCCCUUCAAGGUGGUCUUCAUCGCUGUGGACAGGAUGGAAGAUGAACGUCUUGUGCGCGCGUGUGUGUCCUUGCCGGGGGCGGGUGAUUGGAGCAAGCCGUGCUCUGGUCUUCAUCUUGAGCCCAUUCCACUCUGGGACGAAAUGGCCCCAGUCUUCGUGGAAGACGCAGUUUACGUCAAGCUCAUGUACAAGGAAGAUGAUCUUAAUAACAGUUUGGGGUUUGCACAUGUGCACAAGGAAGAGUGA